This is a messenger RNA of Lachancea meyersii CBS 8951, 1992 nucleotides long. The record is from the annotation of a GenBank genome assembly. Lineage: Eukaryota; Fungi; Ascomycota; Saccharomycetes; Saccharomycetales; Saccharomycetaceae.
AUGACACAGAGCUAUGAUUACGAUGAAGGGUCUGAGACCUGGCCGUUUUUCGUUUUGGCAGUUUUAUGCGUAGUUUUAGUGCCAUUGACAGCGAUGCAGCUGUGGGAAUUGGUUUCAGGUGGGCAAAAAGACCAAGAUCUUAAAGAUCAGCUGAAUGUUCUUGGAAAGAUGUCAGAACAGUACGCUAGCAGUGAAAUACUCGAAUUUAGAGCCAAAAACUUGGCCAAAAAGUCCAAAUGGUUGGCUAAACGUAACCUAUUCAUCAUUGCUGGCUGGACAGUGGUGGCCUAUUUGGUGCAAUACAUCGGCUCAAACGAUGCGAUCCAAGAUGCUGCUACUCUUUUGUUCGACCCUUACACCCUUCUAGACAUCUCAACGUCUUCGACUGAUCGCGAAAUCCGGUCCGCGUAUCGUAAACUAUCGGUCAAGUUCCAUCCAGACAAAUUGACUAAGGAUCUUAGCCCAGAACAGCGCUCCGUGGCAGAAGAGCAAUUUGUUUUGAUCACAAAGGCUUACAAGGCUCUCACUGACGAAGUUACCCGUGAGAACUUUUUGAAAUAUGGACAUCCAGAUGGCCCACAAGCCACAUCACACGGAAUUGCAUUACCAAAGUUUUUGGUCGAUAGCUCGGCUUCCACUCUGAUGGUUCUUGGAUACAUUGCGUUGCUAGGAGUAAUUCUACCAUACUUUGUGAGCAGAUGGUGGUCCAAGACCCAGUCCAUGACAAAGAAAGGCAUUCACGUCAAAUCUGCAUCUUACUUCUCCGACAGACUUUUCAAUUUCAAGCCCUCGCAGGUGGUUACUUUGGACCUUAUAGUAAAUUGGUUAUCGCACGCAGAGGAGUUCAAGUUGAUGUUCCCUGAGCUCGGCCAAGAAACCUUCGAAACUUUGCUACACGAUCAAGUCAACCGUAAACACAGUGGAACUCUCGAAACGGCGAAACUAGGACUUGUUGCAAAAAGCCAUGUCCUGCUCUUCGGGCUGUUAGACAUUGCGACUACCUUCAGAAACUUGGAAAUCUCCAACAUGGCAAUUGAUACAUUAAAAGCCAUUGUCCAGGCAACGCCCGUCUCGCCAUACUCUCAACUUCUGCAACUGCCUAACGUGAAUGCUAAAAGUUUACUUGAGGGAUCGGUGGAUGACAUUCGCACUUUGGGGAAACUGUUUACCUACGAUGACGCCAAGAUCGGCAAGAUUUUGGGUAUAGAUGAUAACACAAAGCUACAGGAAACCUUAACUAUUGCAUCUGCCAUUCCUCAUUUGAAACUAAUCAGAGCCGAGUUUAAAGUGCCCGGUGAGAGUGUUGUCACUCCUCAAUCGACCCCUCACAUUUCUCUUAAGGUCCUAGUUCGCUCUGCAAAGCACAAAUUCUUCGGUCCAAACCUGAUUCCUGAUGAGAUGUGUCAGGAUGAGCAAGAUUUCGACUCUUUGAGAGAUCCCUUUGCAAGUAUUUUGGAGCAGCCUAGACUGCCGCAAACUUUUGCACCACACUUUCCGGGCAAACGCAGUGGCUGUUGGUGCGCACUGGUGGUUUUACAAAAGGACGGCAAAGUUAUUCAGACUCCUAUGUUAAUUGACAGAUUGUCCUUCGCAAACUUGAACAAGGACUUCGACAAGAGAACCGUUAAGGACCUAGAGAAAGACUUCAAGCCCGAAGACUGGGUUAUUGGAACCAUCAAGAUCCCAUUCAGCCAGCCUGCUCCUGCAGAAAAGGGCGAUUUCUUUUUCAGAGUGAUUGUCAAGAGCACCGAAUACUUCGGUCCUGAUUUGGACUUCACUUUGGCAAUGGCUGUUCGCGAACCAUCUGAAGUUGAAGAAAUGGAAAAAGAAGGUGCAGCGUAUGGUUCUGAUUCGGAAGAUGACGAUAGCGACCUGGAAGAGGACGACGAGAGUAAUGACGAGCUGGAUGAAGAAGAGAGCGAUUACACCGAUAUCGAUACCGACACCGAUGACGAAGAAACUGCAGACGACAAGGCUGAAAAGUCAAAGUAA